Messenger RNA from Vigna unguiculata (cowpea), 2563 nucleotides. Its product is annotated as DUF21 domain-containing protein At1g55930, chloroplastic-like. Lineage: Eukaryota; Viridiplantae; Streptophyta; Magnoliopsida; Fabales; Fabaceae. The record is from RefSeq and is a predicted model, not a curated record. Gene Ontology annotation, molecular function: flavin adenine dinucleotide binding.
CCCACUUGUUACAGCGAACCUUGGAUCCAGCAAGUAGCAAAGUCUGCGAAUGCACGCGCCACCUCUGCCAGUUUUCACUACUCCCUUUCAAACCCUAAAUUUUCUCCCAUUCUCCAUUCUACAUUUCCAUUUUCUUUUUAUUUCAAGAAACCCAAAAAUAUAAAUCAUUUCGCGGAUAUUCGUUUAUUCUUUUGCUGUUGUUCCCUGCUGUGUUGCAUCGCACAUCGAAUUCUUUUACCAGUACCUACUUAAUUCAUAAGCAAAAUACAAUUACUUCCAGAGCAUAAGUGGGUUUCUUUAAAGUUCUUUGCAUGGAAUCUUGAUUUUGAAUUGGUGGGUGUUGUUGCUCUGUUAUGACUGAUGGCACUUGAAUCUUGGGUUCUGAGUUUCCAAAGCUUCAACCCCAGUUCCAGAUUGUUUUACACUGCUCAUGAAAAUCGGCGAAAGAGCAUACCAAUCAACUUUUUGGGUAGAAACAGUAGAUAUUCAUUUCCCUUUGUUUCCAGUUGUGUCGGUCCAUCCACUUUUUCAACCCUGCAGGUUUCAAGUUUUGGAGCAGAUGCCAAGUUACUAGGUAGAACUCGGUUGAGGUGUUUAGAUGGUAGCAGUGAGGGUUUGAGUGAGAGAAAUGCUGUUUCCGAAACCAAUUUGAAGUUUAUGCACGAAUUGUUGAAGAGGGGAAUCAUCCUAGCUGCAACUGUUUGUGGGGUUUUGGUGUUUGGAUGUCCACGAGUUUUCGCAGUUGAAGGUGUUGUGGAUGCAGGAUAUGGCGUUAUUGGACAGAGCAUACUUUUGCUUAGAAAUACUUGGCCUAAAGUGUUGCAAGUUCUUCGCAUAUUCAAGGAGCAAGGUUUAGUGCUGGCACUGCUUUUGGGCAUUUCGGCCUUUUUCUCUAUGGCAGAGACUUCAAUCACCACACUUUGGCCUUGGAAGGUUCGUGAGUUGGCUGAAAAGGAGUCCGAAAAUGGCGUUUUCAGACUACUCCGAAGUGAUGUUACUCGGUUCCUUACAACAAUACUUAUUGGCACAACGGUGGUCAAUAUCGGUGCAACUGCACUGGUCACUGAAGCAGCAACUGCUAUGUUUGGUGAAGCUGGUGUCAGUGCUGCAACAGGAGUGAUGACUGUUGCCAUUUUGCUUCUCACUGAAAUCACUCCAAAAAGUAUAGCUGUUCAUAAUGCCACAGAGGUGGCUCGUUUUGUGGUCAGGCCAGUGGCAUGGCUUUCCCUGGUGUUGUAUCCUGUAGGAAGAAUUGUUACUUAUCUUUCAAUGGGGAUGCUGAAAUUGCUUGGCCUAAAAGGAAGAAGUGAGCCAUAUGUGACAGAAGAUGAGCUAAAAUUGAUGCUAAGAGGUGCAGAACUAAGUGGGGCAAUAGAGGAGGAAGAACAGGAUAUGAUUGAAAAUGUUCUAGAGAUAAAAGAUACACAUGUCAGAGAGGUUAUGACCCCUCUUGUUGAUGUUGUUGCAAUUGAUGCAAGUUCAAGCCUGGUAGACUUUCAUCACUUGUGGGUCACACAUCAGUACUCAAGGGUACCUGUUUUUGAGCAACGCGUUGAUAAUAUAAUGGGUAUAGCGUAUGCAAUGGAUCUGCUGGACUAUGUUCAAAAGGGGGAGUUGCUGGAAAGUACUACAGUUGGAGAUAUGGCUCACAAGCCUGCUUAUUUUGUACCUGAUUCAAUGUCUGUUUGGAAUCUUCUUAGAGAGUUCAGAAUCAGGAAGGUUCACAUGGCGGUUGUUCUUAAUGAGUAUGGUGGAACUGUGGGGAUUGUAACUCUAGAAGAUGUUGUGGAGGAAAUUGUUGGUGAAAUCUUUGAUGAAAAUGACUCAAAGGAGGAGAUACAGAAAAAAACUGGUUACAUAGUAAUGCGAGCUGAGGGUGUUUUUGAUGUGGAUGCAAACACAUCUAUUGAUCAGCUCUCAGAAGAUUUGAACAUCAAGAUGCCGGAGGGUCAUCAAUAUGAGACAGUAUCAGGCUUUGUGUGUGAGGCAUUUGGAUACAUUCCAAGGACAGGUGAGUGCAUCAAAGUGGUUCUUGAAAGGGAAGAUGAAGAUGAUAACAAUGAGUCCAGUGCUGACCAGCAGGAUCAGAAGGAAAAGAAUCAAACUUUCAAACUUGAGAUACUAGCUGGAAAUGCUAGAAAGGUGAGCGCAGUUCGGUUUGAAAGAAAAAAUAAUAAUGAUGAGAUGUUGGAGACUAAAGUCACUCGCAUGGUCCCCAAAAUCAUGAAGAGAAAAUGGAACAACGCUGAAAACUUGGAGGCUGAUGAUACAGAAUAUGAUGGAGAUACAUUUGCAAAGAAACCACAGGAAGACAUUUCUAGUGAAUAUUUAGUUGAUCAGGAAAGUUCUAGUACAGAAUAAGCUUGUUUCGUUCUUCAUCUCUUUUUUCCCCUUUCUUUAUACCUGGCAUGCUUUUGUGCCAUUUUUGCUACAAUCUAUAACAUGGGAAAAUUGAGAGGCGUGUACAAAAUGAGAAACAAAACCCUGCAAAGACAAAUUAGAGGCGUCUAUGCUAACAAAAGUCUUUAAGGCUUUGGUGUAAUAAAGAUUUCAGUUUGAUUAA